AUGCCUCUCCAAUCAGGAAUGGAGAUUACACCCGCGCGUAAUCGAGCUCGUGUGGAAACGCUUCGGGCGCGCGGAGGUGGAUUUAUUUGCAUCACGAGAGAACACACAUUGCAGACUGUUCUUCUCCAUUCGAGACAGGGAUGCCCCACUGGGAACAGAUGCGCUAUCACACCCGUGGCCGAACACUCUCUUGUAUGCGUUCCCCCCAGUCCAUCUAAUCCCACAUGUACUAGCGAGGGUGAGAGAGGAAAGCCUCUCGCUGGUGCUGAUUGCUCCCUGGUGGACAAACAAGCCCUGGCUAGCGGAGAUCUUUCUCUUACUGGCCGGGCAGCCUUGGCGACUCCCCAACAGCAAAGACCUUCUGUCACAGAUGGGGGGGGAGUUAGUUCACCCGAACCCGUCAGCGUGGAACCUACACGCCUUCCACGUGAAAGGGACACAUUGAGUUCAAUAGGUCUGCCACCGAAUGUUAUUGCAACUAUUCAGAGUGCCAGAGCUCCAUCUACGAGAUCUGUGUACGAUAUGAAGUGGAGGGCGUUUGAGAGAUGGUGUGUUCAGAAGGGCGUUAUCCCCUUUCAGUGUUCUAUCACCCAUGUACUUACGUUCCUUCAGGAAUUAUUCGAGAAGGGACUGGCCUAUUCUACACUUAAGGUCUACCUGUCAGCGAUUUCAGCAUGCCAUGUAGGCUACGAUGGUGUAUCUCCGGGAGCGCACCCCCUGGCUAACAGAUUUCUGAAGGGCGCUCGACGCCUUCGACCUGCUGUGCGCUCGACCGUUCCCUCUUGGGACCUCUCCUUGGUGCUGAACGCGCUCUCCCAAGCCCCGUUCGAGCCCCUACAGACUGCAAGCAUUAAGGUCCUCUCGUACAAAACUGCCCUCUUGCUGGCCCUUGUCUCAGCUAAAAGGGUGAGCGAGAUCACUGCUCUCUCUAUACACCCCUCCUGUAUGGAAUUCAGUGCGGAUAAUAAUAAUGUCACGCUUCGGCCCAAUGUAGCGUUUAUUCCUAAAGUGUCUAUGUUGUACGGCAGCUGCGACCUACAACUGACGUCUUUCAACCCCCCUCCUUUCUCCUCGCAGGAACAGGAGAGGUUACAUUACCUCUGCCCGGUCCGGGCAUUACGCUUGUACAUGGACAAAACUUCUUCAUUCAGGCGUACCGACCAACUAUUUGUUUGCUUUGCAACUAAUUCUAAGGGACAGGCGCUCUCGACACAGAGGCUGUCCCAUUGGAUUGUUGAUGUGAUUGCAAUGGCCUAUCGGGCCUCGGGGAAAGACCCUCCUGCUCUCAGAGCUCACUCUACUAGAGGUGUCGCCGCGUCUUGGGCCGCAUUUAGAGGAGUGCCUGUCCAGACUGUUUGCGCUGCCGCGGGUUGGGUUUCACCGCACACAUUCGUAAAACACUAUCGCCUUGAUGUUACAGCGUCCACGGUGGCUCACGCUGUCCUUGAGGCGGGGGGAUCAAGACCUGUAUGAACUGCUUUGCACUUUCAGCGUGGUUUUUCACUCCCGUUAUUUUUACUGGUUG
Molecule: messenger RNA, 1525 nt
Organism: Engraulis encrasicolus (European anchovy)
Lineage: Eukaryota; Metazoa; Chordata; Actinopteri; Clupeiformes; Engraulidae
Exons: 1
Coding region: 1-1473 (490 amino acids)
Biological process (GO): DNA recombination; DNA integration
Molecular function (GO): DNA binding
Source: RefSeq, a predicted model, not a curated record